Messenger RNA from Darwinula stevensoni, 342 nucleotides. NCBI's taxonomy places the organism in Eukaryota, Metazoa, Arthropoda, Ostracoda, Podocopida, Darwinulidae. The record is from the annotation of a GenBank genome assembly.
AUGGCGCUUGCCUCUUCACUUGACCUUAACUGUGGAAACAUCGGCUUCCGUGAAGGGUACACACUGGCACCGGGAACGAGGAGUUACGUGAAGAUGACCGUGAGUAGCAUCAACGCUAACGACGCCGCGACCGCGUGCCAGAAGGAGGGCGCUCAACUCCUCUCCUCCAACAACGCGGCGGUGCACAACCACACGAUGCAGCUGUGGAAGAUCAGGCCGUCCGGCACAAACUCUUUCUGGGUCGGCGGGCGGAGCGUCGGGAACAAGAACAGUUGGGUGUUCCCAGACGAGCUUAGCCUCAUGAAAGACAAGUUCGCCGGCAUUAAAGGUGAUGCGAAUUGA